AUGUUCGGUCGCAUUGGAGGCCAGGCGCUUCGCUGCGCAGCUCGUCGUCCUUCGGCCCCUCGCAAACUAUGCGGCCGCAAGUUCUCGGCCCAUGCUGGUGCCAGCGCCCCUUCUUCCGCGCCGUCACCUCUCGGAAGCAUCACAAUCGAGCUGGAUCGCAUCGCACCCCGAUUUGAGAUCCCGGCCUCUCGGAUUACGAUUUUGGAUUCCCCGGCCAAUUUCUACUCUACAUUGAAGAACAAAAUCCGAAGUGCCAAACGCCGCGUUUACCUCUCGACCCUUUAUAUCGGCAAAUCCGAAUAUGAGCUCAUCGAGACUAUAUCUUCGGCCUUGCGUGACAAUGCGGACUUGAAAGUGUCGAUCCUCACCGAUGCCCUACGCGGUACCCGAGAGACCCCAAAUCCUUCUAGCGCCUCGCUACUAUGUUCAUUGGUGGUUGAGAAAAAAUGGAUCCCUCGUCGUAUCAACGAAGGAUGGGGUUUGCAGCAUAUGAAGCUGUAUGGGAUCGAUGAUGAAAUCAUCAUUUCGGGAGCAAAUCUCUCCCAGGACUACUUCACCAACCGACUAGACCGGUACCAUGUCUUCGAUUCUAAGGCCUUGACGGAUUAUUAUGCUCGCAUUCACCAUGCGAUUUGCAGCCUGAGCUUCCAGGUCUUGCCAGACCCUCACAACCAUGCCGGCUACCUUCUAGACUGGCCGACUUCCAACGGUGCUCCUUCGCCCUUGGAUGCUCCUCAGGAUUUCAUAUCUUACGCAUCAAACUUUCUCAGCCCCCUCAUACAAGCAUCCGACAAUAAACCCGCUCUCCCGUCGUCAUCAAGCCAAACCUUCGUCUACCCUGUUGCACAAUUCACUCCGCUCCUGAAACCCGACACAUCUACCGAAUUUCCGGCUGUCACAAGCAUCUUGCGUAUGUUGUCUGAGUCGCCUGCAUUUACAGGAGCCCGUUGGCUUUUUACCGCCGGAUACUUCAAUAUCCAUCCCGUCCUCUCCUCCCUCCUCAUCUCAAGUACUUCUACCACCUCCGAAAAAGCCUCCACCACUCAAGGCACCGUUUUGACUGCUUCGCCUUGGGCCAACGGUUUCUACGGCUCUCCAGGCGUGUCUGGUAUGCUGCCCGCUGCAUACACACAUCUCUCGGCUCGCUUCCUCGACCGCGUCGCUGCUGCGCAGGCCACAAACUUCAUUCAGCUGAAAGAAUGGCGCCGUGGUACAGUUGGCACUCCAGAUGGGUGGACAUACCAUGCUAAGGGUCUCUGGAUCGCCCUACCACGUGAAGAGCACCCUAGCCUCACCUUCGUUGGUAGCAGUAAUUAUACCAAGCGGAGCUACAGUCUCGACCUCGAGGUUGGCGCUUUGGUAGUGACAAAUGACCAAGACCUGAAGUUCAGGCUUGGUGAGGAGACUGAGUGGCUUCAGAAGGACUCUAGUCCAGUUUCCAGGGAAGACUUGAUGCGCACAGAGAGACGUGUCGGCUGGAAUGUGCGACUCGCUAUGUGGAUAGUCGAGAAAGUUGGCGGUGCGCUGUAA
Penicillium macrosclerotiorum is the source of this 1530-nucleotide messenger RNA. RefSeq names its product CDP-diacylglycerol--glycerol-3-phosphate 3-phosphatidyltransferase. The transcript is spliced from 4 exons. Gene Ontology annotation, biological process: cardiolipin biosynthetic process. NCBI's taxonomy places the organism in Eukaryota, Fungi, Ascomycota, Eurotiomycetes, Eurotiales, Aspergillaceae. The record is from RefSeq and is a predicted model, not a curated record. Gene Ontology annotation, molecular function: CDP-diacylglycerol-glycerol-3-phosphate 3-phosphatidyltransferase activity. Bases 1 to 1530 code for a protein of 509 amino acids. Gene Ontology annotation, cellular component: mitochondrion.